Entrophospora sp. SA101 is the source of this 318-nucleotide messenger RNA. The record is from the annotation of a GenBank genome assembly. Lineage: Eukaryota; Fungi; Glomeromycota; Glomeromycetes; Entrophosporales; Entrophosporaceae.
AUGCCUAAAAAAAGAAAGGGACAUGCUUUGAAGGAUAUUACCAAUGAACUGGAACAUAAGAAACCCAAACCAAAUGAAGCUUUACAAUUAUUACUGCAAUUACACCCUGAUUUAAAUAGUCAAAAAAUAUACUUUUUUCCUUGUAUGAAUGUACAUGAAGAGGGAAUACUUCUUUAUGACCAAAAGGACAAUUUUUAUUAUGUUAAUGACAUUUUAAGGAAACCAUCCUCCAUUGGCUACAAUUUUUUAAAACCUGAUCCAUUUUCUGCUAAUAUAAGUAAUAUUCUUAGAGAAAAGGAACAAAAAUAUUUUAAAUGA